AUGGCGUUACCGCUACUGCCAGUUGAAGACGUUCAACGAGCUUUUGAAACACUUAGUGAAGAAGCUCCGGUGGAAUUGCAACCAUUUUUUGAAUAUUUCGAAGAUUGGUGGAUGAAGAAGGUGCCAUUUCGUCUUUGGAACGUAUCGAAUUUAAAACAUGGCAUAGUCGGUUCAACAAAAGAGUCGAAAAAAAUCAUCCUAAUUUUUGGUCAUUUGUGA
Messenger RNA from Adineta steineri, 219 nucleotides. Lineage: Eukaryota; Metazoa; Rotifera; Eurotatoria; Adinetida; Adinetidae. The record is from the annotation of a GenBank genome assembly.